Cynara cardunculus var. scolymus (artichoke) is the source of this 1255-nucleotide messenger RNA. Its product is annotated as ubiquitin-conjugating enzyme E2 32-like. The transcript has 5 exons. The coding region runs from base 101 to 1003 and encodes 300 amino acids. Lineage: Eukaryota; Viridiplantae; Streptophyta; Magnoliopsida; Asterales; Asteraceae. The record is from RefSeq and is a predicted model, not a curated record.
CCCUCAAAAUCUUGUUCUUGAUCCCUACUUUCCCCUUUCAUAUUUUUCUUCAUAAUCUCAUCCAAUUUGCCUGCAGAUCUGUUUGAUUCCAGUCCAAGAAAUGGGAGAUAAGUAUAAUAUGAAGAAUCCAUCGGUGAAGAGGAUUUUGCAGGAGGUGAAAGAGAUGCAAUCCAAUCCUUCUGAUGAUUUCAUGAGCUUUCCUCUUGAGGAAAACAUAUUUGAAUGGCAAUUUGCAAUAAGGGGACCAAGUGAAACCGAAUUUGAAGGAGGAAUUUACCACGGUCGAAUUCAAUUGCCUUCAGAGUAUCCAUUCAAACCACCAUCAUUUAUGUUAUUGACGCCGAACGGACGUUUUGAAACUCAGACCAAGAUAUGCUUGAGCAUAUCAAAUCAUCAUCCUGAGCAUUGGCAACCCUCAUGGAGUGUUCGGACUGCUUUAACAGCACUUAUUGCAUUUAUGCCCACCAGCCCGAAUGGCGCCUUGGGCUCAUUGGAUUACAAGAAAGAAGAAAGGCGUGUGCUUGCAAUUAAAUCUCGGGAAGCUGCCCCUAAGUUUGGUACUCCAGAUCGGCAAAGGCUCAUCGAUGAGAUUCAUGAAUACAUGAUGAGCAAGGCACCCCCGGUUCCUGAGCAGAGGUCUGAAGAAGAUCCACCAGCAGCUGCUGCUGCCGCUGCCGCUGCCGCUGCCGCUGCCGCUGAAGUAGCAGAUGACCCUCAAACAGAGAUCAUCGCAGAACAAGAGGUUGAAGAAAACCAUGAAGUUCCCUCCAAUGAAGAAGAGACAGAAGCUGAAGCUCCAAGGAUAUCGAAGCAGGUGGUAGCUACGGCUUCAUCUUCUUCUUCUGUGCAACCGCAAGAGCAGGUGGUGAGGGUUCAGAAAGGUGGAGAUGAUCGCCUCUUUACGUGGGCGGCUGUCGGACUUACCAUUGCUAUCGUUGCUCUUCUCCUCAAGAAGUUCAUGAAAGCUAGUGGGCAUGGUGCAGUUUUCAUAGAUGAAUCUUGAAAUCUCCAAGUUUAUGUGUUGCCAAUGACAACAUAAAUAAUAAUACUAGUAAUGUAAAUGAGAGAAUGUAUUUAGUAUAUAUAUAUAUAUAUAUAUAUAUAUAUAUAUACAAGUUUAGAGCAAAAAUCCACAAAUCAGAGCAGUAAUGUUGAUUUUGUGUUGGUGGUAUUUUGUAUAGAAUGAACCCAUGACAAGUUUUCUUUGAAAAGAGUGUGUAUUAUGUUACCUUUUGUUUCGUAAAUGAAAUAUUAU